CUCAACUAUUUAAACCUAUUGUCACUUUUGGUUCGCCGAGUGCAUUCAUUGAUGGGAAAGUUUUGUAUAUACAAGGUGGAUAUGGCAGCCCCACCAACGCCGUGUCUCAAGCAUUUUCCAUCGACCUCUCAAAACCAUGGAACACUACCAGCCCCAUAUACCAAUCCCAAACACUACUCGACAGCCCAGCAGUUCCCUACUCCCCGUGCACCAUUACACCUCAAGGUGAAGAGGUGAUGAUCAUGGUAAACGGCGGUGUAAAUGUAUAUAAAGGUCCGGAAAUCAAAUGGAUUAGAAUAAUGGGCUCCAUAUCAUUCAAUAAGUCUCCAGGGUUAAGUGCAGCGACCGACUCACAAAAUAGCUUUGUGUUCAUUCCAAAUGGGAAUGUGGAACCUGAUAAUACGAAUUCACUUCUCAAGCUGAAUUUCAUCAGAAAUGAGUUUCGCACCGUUCCAAUGCCUCAAGACAUUAAAGGCUCUUUUGGUUAUGGCGUCGCUUGGAGUACAACGGCUAGAAGUCUAUUCGUAUUUGGAGGCACGUUAAAUAAUAUUACAGCUGAAGGCCUGUAUCAGCUUAAUGCCUUUGACACAUGGUCCAAACCAAGUACAAAAGGGGUCACUCCACCAGGACGUGUAUUCCCAUGCUUUGUAUCUACAGGUGACGGCUCAAAGAUAGUGUUAUUCGGAGGAGCAAAAACAGCAGAGCAACCCCCCAUGAAUGACAUUUAUUUUCUUGACGUGAAAUCUAUGACCUGGACAAAAGGACCGGAUAUUCCUCCAGCUGCUGCCCGACACUCAUCGGCUUGUGCAAUCUCUGGAGACUUCUUUGUCGCAUGGGGCGGCUUCAACGGGGUUACUGCCAUAUCAUCAAACGUAACCCUAGCCUACAAUAUGAAAUUAAACCAAUGGACAACAACUUUUGGGCAACAACCAGAGCCUACACCGAUAGCAACUAGCACAACUUCUAUUUCAUCAACAGCGACAUCAACCCCAUCGCCUUCCCCGAAUCCUAGUGAUGACCCGCCUCACUGGCCAACAGCCGUUGGGGUUUCUGUUCCGGUUACUGUGCUUAUUAUUGUUGUGUUUACAUGCGGAUACCGACGACGCGCCAAAUCCAAGGAAGCAACCAGGGAGGCAUCCGAAGACACUGAAAAGGGCGCUAAAAAGGACAAUGAGAUCGCUAAAAAGGACAAUGGAGCUGCUGACUCGCUUUCCUCAUCGAAAUUGGCCAUUGAACCUUUCAAACCCAAUGAGUCGUUUCCCGAGAUGAAAACAGCACUAUCCUCACAAGUGCGCGAUCCUGCUGGUGAAGGAGAUCGAUUUGGUUACUUUCAGCGUCGCUUUUCUACACUACGAGGGCCUUCUGGAGCGGAACAAGGCGCCUAUGAUGACCGAACUGGCGCGUAUAGAGAUGUUGAACGUGAUUACCAGGAUACUAGAAGGUCACCUAAUACAGAUAUGGAAUUUGGCCGAGGAGAGAACAAUAGCUCAAGAGAACGUAGAAACCCAGCUACGGGAGGCCCGCAACCAGGAUUUACACGCAAUGUAUUUAAUCGACUUUCUCAACUUCGCAACCCAUCUACAGCUGGAAUGGAGUCUCAACAUCAAGACUAUCAUGACGAUGAUGACUGGGCAGCCUAUUAUAACACAGAUGACAAUAUGGACAACCAGACUAAUUAUGUGCCUCCGCCUCCCACUUUUCCGAAACGAGUUCACAAUCCAGCUUAUCCUCUUCCACCAUCUGUCUCAACCUUGCAAAGGAACUUGCCAACCCCGACGCGCCGAGGACCAGCGACAUAUGAGCGCGAGUCAGUGUUUGGUUAUGCUAAUAGCAUGCCCCCCCGAGGUGCACCACAGGAGGUGGAUUGGGAAACCAAAUAAUGAUUAUAAUAGAAUAUUAAUACAC
Molecule: messenger RNA, 1905 nt
Organism: Lobosporangium transversale
Lineage: Eukaryota; Fungi; Mortierellomycota; Mortierellomycetes; Mortierellales; Mortierellaceae
Exons: 1
Coding region: 237-1880 (547 amino acids)
Molecular function (GO): protein binding
Source: RefSeq, a predicted model, not a curated record